AUGUGUUUUACCUUUAUCCAUAACGCCAGAAUAUGGCUUACUACAAGGGUAGGGCAGAUUGACCCAAGUAAGAAAGGAAGUAUAGGGGUUUACCGCUUGAAAAACGAGAAGACACCCUUAGGUGGAGCACACGCAGGAGUCAAGCGAGGGCAAGGCCAAAGUGACCCUUGAAGGAUCCUAGAAAGCUUUUUGCCAAGUAGAAGUUUGGAUAUAGGCUUCACUAUUUUAGUUAUGUAG
Blepharisma stoltei is the source of this 237-nucleotide messenger RNA. NCBI's taxonomy places the organism in Eukaryota, Ciliophora, Heterotrichea, Heterotrichida, Blepharismidae. The record is from the annotation of a GenBank genome assembly.